AUGGAAAACGUUGAAAAACUUGUAAAUUUAGUACAAGCAAGACCGGUGUUGUUCGACGUAAGAUCAGUACAUUACAAAAACGUUUUCUUACGCAAGAAAUCGUGGGAAGAGAUUGCCAAAAUCAUGGGAUGUACUACCGAGAAAUGCAUGCAAAAGUGGAAAACGCUGCGAUACAAAUAUUUUGCAGAAAAAAAGAAAACAAAACUGCCUAGUGGAAGCGGUAAACCUUCCACAAAGAAGUGGCCUUUUUUUAAAUAUCUACAAUUUUUAGAUAAUUAUGUUGGAGACAGUAUUACGGAAACAAGUAUGCACUUUGAUGCAACGAACGCGGAUGAUAAUGAAGGUCCUUCGACUAUGGACUACCUAUCACAAGAAGGAAGCACUUCAAAUUUAGUAAUGGAAUCACCAAGUUGUUAUGAAGACGGUCGAGGAGAAACUCCUAUUCAUUUUUAUAUUCAGAAUGAGUGCGAGAAUGCUGAAAAUCCAUUUCCUAGUGGUCCUAUCCGAAAUAAUUUCGAUGAAAUUGUGGUGGAAGCUCCAACACCUCUUCCACCGUUGCCAACUCAGAGUACAAAACCUUCUGCACGAAAAAAAUCAAAAGAUACCAUAGAAGAGCUGUUGAGAGCGGAAUUAUCUAGACCGCCGCCCACAACAUCGGCUGCACCUGAAAUGAGCAGCACUGAACUGUUUUUCGCGAGUAUGGCGAAAAAAGUUAUGCAACUACCGGAGCAAGCUCAGGAUAAUUUUAUGUUUGAGAUGCAUAAAAUAUUUUAUAAAAGUAAAUAUGGGAUAUUUCCCGAUUAA
Molecule: messenger RNA, 804 nt
Organism: Onthophagus taurus
Lineage: Eukaryota; Metazoa; Arthropoda; Insecta; Coleoptera; Scarabaeidae
Source: RefSeq, a predicted model, not a curated record